AUGAGCUCGAAGGCAAUGGCUCGGCAGCGCAUCGUGCCUGCCAUUCCCCAUCAACUGACUGUCCGCCGCGCAAAAGUCGUUCCAGCAGGCAAGAACGACCAACAGACCGCCCGCGACAAGGGAAAGAGCGCAUCACCUCCAACCAGCGCGGACAACUCGGAAGCUGCAACGCGCACGAACGGCAUUGAACACGAAGUUGCGCAACAGCAUGACGAGAAGGCCGUCUUGCUCAACGGGUCUAAAGACGAGCAAGCCAAACAGGUGCUCGCUGAGGAGGAGCCUGUCGCAAUCAAGGAGCUUGCUGUGAACAAGGAACCCGAGGAUAAAGAGAAGCUUGUUGAGACCAAGGAAGAGCUUGCCGCCGAGAAGGAAGUGAUUGAUGAGAAGAAGGAGCCUCACCACCAAGACGCUCAAGCUCUUCCAUUCAUUCCCAAGCAUAAGCACAAGCAUAGCGAGUCUCUUGUCUUUGGCGGCCUUCAGGACUCGUCCAGCGCAUCGCCUGCUGCCAUGUCAAACUCGGUCUUCUUACCUCCUCCACCCAUGUCCGCUGUUCCUCCUGCAGUGAAUCCCUACGACAGUUUCUCUGCUGCUCAGCAAUAUCCAUCCGCCGUUCCUCCUGCACCUGUCGCUGUAAUGGCUCCUCCUCAACUGACCAACGGCCACGCCUUUGCACACACAAAUGGAAGUGCCGCCCACCUUGGAAGCAUUGCAUCUUCACCCUCGCGCACACCAUCAGUCCCACUUGGCGAUUCUGCCGUCGCUACGCCCGAUGCUUAUGUGCCACAUAAGCAUCAUGCUCCUCAACCAUCUUACCUUCCUCCUCCCCCUCUCAACAACAACGUCCAGCAUCUGGCCGACUAUGUCCUCUCGUACUGGAACCAGCAUGAGUUUGCUGACUACCUUCUUGAGCUUUACUCUGGCAACCAAUCUUCCAACCCUCUGAUGCUGCCUGUGCACGGCAUCGUUAUUGCACGCUACCCUGGUUUCCUAAAGCUCAUCAACAGCCUCCCUCAGACUCGUACUCACUCGCGUGCCACCAUCGUCCACGUCCCUCGCAGCUACUGCUUUGCCGACGCUUCUGCUUUCGCCGAUGCACUGCGCUACGUCUACGGUGGCCGCUUGAUCGAGCCCAUGUACAUUUUCAGCAACCCUGCCAGCACUCCAACCACCCGCAUGCGCUACGUCCUAUCAUACCUGGCUGCUGGUCACUUCUUGGGCGCUGAACCCAUCGUCAUGCAUGCCUAUAACAUGGCUUUGCGCAUUCUUGGUUUUAACGAGCUCGAAACUGUUCUGUUCUUUGCAGCAUGUGGCUGGUGCCUUACUGAGAAUUGUUUGUAUGGUCCCUACGCCGACCAGCUUGUCUGGCAGGCUCUGUACAUGAUCGUCUCGAACAUCAAUGCAGACUUUGUCUUUGACGCCUCGGCCCCUGAAUUCUCAUCUGUCCCUCGCCUCCCUGUCAGCUACAACUCGACCUCAACAUCUCGCCCCGACUCGCGAUCCUCUUCUGUCUUCGCUUCCUCAGACGUCCAGUCCAGCCAGCGUCCCGUGUCAGGCAUCCGUUUCGGUUCAGCAACUCCUAGCAGUUCGGACACUUCCUCGCCUAACUACCUUCUGUCAUCUGCACUUGUCUCUUUGUCCUUCGACUCCCUGAAGAUCGUCCUGGAGCACGACCAGCUGGCGGCAAAUUUGGGCAUCGAUACACUGCUUGCCAUCGCUGACGAUGUUGUGAAUGAGCGCGAGCGUCGUCGUGUCGACGCUUGCAACUCACUGCACGACCAAAAGAAGAGCCCGGAAGGCGUUCUUCUGCUUGGAGAAUCGGUGGGUCGUGAUGCAACUGGUACACGCCUUCAGCUUCACGCAACCCGCCUUGGUUGA
Aureobasidium musti is the source of this 1875-nucleotide messenger RNA. Lineage: Eukaryota; Fungi; Ascomycota; Dothideomycetes; Dothideales; Saccotheciaceae. The record is from the annotation of a GenBank genome assembly.